Molecule: messenger RNA, 1313 nt
Organism: Mollisia scopiformis
Lineage: Eukaryota; Fungi; Ascomycota; Leotiomycetes; Helotiales; Mollisiaceae
Product: eukaryotic translation initiation factor 6
Exons: 5
Coding region: 324-1061 (245 amino acids)
Biological process (GO): assembly of large subunit precursor of preribosome; cytosolic ribosome assembly; maturation of LSU-rRNA
Cellular component (GO): cytosol; preribosome, large subunit precursor; nucleolus
Molecular function (GO): ribosomal large subunit binding
Source: RefSeq, a predicted model, not a curated record
CUCCAUCACUCAUCCUCCCUCAUCUGCAACCACCCAUCCCCGAGUCCUAAAGAGUCACUAUCAUCGAGUCAUCGCCCUGCAACACAGCCUCAAACUGGCUCUCUAUUUCGCUGCCUGAGUCACCAUCUGCGCCCGCCAUUCGACAUCCCUGCUAGCGCCCGCGGGUCUGCUAUCUUCAUAAGGCGAGCUGAAGAAGGGAGAGAAAAAUCAACAAGCAGCAACAACUUCUUCUGACGAGCACACGAAAGCAAAGUCGUUCUUUACACUCCCUUUUAUCUUUUACAGAAGAACAGAAACAGGUUUAUUAGCAAGAAUAACACAUCAUGGCGGUACGAGCACAGUUCGAGAACUCGAAUGAGGUCGGUGUCUUUUCGACGUUGACGAAUUCUUAUGCGUUGGUUGCGGUGGGUGCUAGUGAGAACUUCUACAGUAUCUUCGAGGCCGAGUUACAGGAUGUUAUCCCGAUUUGCCAUGUUACGAUUGCGGGUACGAGAAUCAUUGGGAGAUUGACUGCUGGCAAUCGAAAGGGUCUAUUGGUACCAACAAGCACGACGGAUCAAGAGCUUCAGCAUCUGAGGAAUAGUUUACCAGACGAGGUGAAGAUACAGAGAAUAGAAGAACGCCUCUCAGCCCUCGGCAACGUCAUCGUCUCCAACGACCACGUCGCCCUCGUACACCCCGACCUGGAGCGCGAAACCGAAGAAAUAAUCGCCGACGUCCUCGGCGUUGAAGUCUUCCGCCAAACGAUCGCCGAUAACGUCCUCGUCGGCUCCUACAUGUCGCUUUCCAACCAAGGCGGCCUCGUCCACCCCAAGACCAGCAUCCAAGACCAAGACGAGCUCUCGAGUUUACUACAAGUCCCGCUGGUGGCUGGUAGCAUCAACAGGGGAAGCAGCGUUGUUGGUGCCGGUAUGGUGGUUAAUGACUGGUUGGCGGUUACGGGACUCGAUACUACGGCGACGGAGUUGAGCGUUGUGGAGAGCGUGUUUAGAUUGGGUGAGGGGCAUGCGGGGGCGAUUAAUACUACUAUGAAGGAUACGAUGGUGGAGAGUUUCUACUGAUCGCAGUCCUCAUGAUCUAGCUGGGUACGAAGCCUGGAGCUAGGUUGAGGUACGAGACCAUACCAUGAUCAAAAGAUUGAGGUAUAGGUUGAACUCGUGGUAUUAUCGCGGGGGAGGACAAAAGCAGAAUUGUAUCAUGAAGGAAGGGAUGGAAUAUGAAUCUUGCGGCCUCUGAAUGAGGGGAUUCUGGGCUUGGCUUCAUACGUAUUUUCACGGCGAGGCGUUGUGGCCUUUUGAAUCAAUGCAUGGAUG